UUUGUCUCCUUUCUUAAAUUACUUCUAGUAGACGACGUAGGUAUAUCAGAUUAAUAAGAUCGCAGGUUGCGUCGUGUAAGAAAUCGAUUUUUUAAUUUCAUAAGUAAAUAUUUGUGUUCAGUUGAUAUAAACAGCCUAAGUGAAUAUCGUGAGAAAGGUUAAAAUAUUUUAUGACAGCUAUGUUUUUCAACUGAAAAUCUCGAUUGUUUCCUGUUUGAGCCCCUUCUAAUUAUAACAAAAUAUAAUAUGAUACAUUACAACCCUUCGAACAUGGAAUCUUUACCAAAACAAUUUGUCUCUGCAAUGAGAACGCUGUUUGAUAUCAUGGAUGAUAAGCACACUGGGUAUGUAAAAUUAACGGAUAUCGAAAACCGAUGGCGCGAUGACCGCACGAAAGGGCUUCCCCGCGGUGUUAUAGAAAGCCUACAAAAAGUUGCUUCCCAUGAUGGACUUCUAACAUUUGAAAGCUUUUGCACUGGUCUCAAAAUUUGUCUCUUGCGAAAUCAAGUGCAAAACGCGUCAAAUAAAAUUAACGCAAUUAAUGAAGAUAUUGACAAUAAAGGGUUGCACUCUCAAAUGAGUAGUGCUCAACUGCACCGUCCUCCUUCUGCUCCGUUAAUGGAUAUAGAUAACGCUCAUAAUAGAGACAGGAGUUGGAACUUGAUGCGAGCAUCGGGGAAUUCGACACAACAUCGAACAACCAGUAUGCCUCAAUUGAUUGAAAACAAGGACGCUCCACUACCAGAAUUACUUUCCAACGGUAAAACAUCGUCUAAAAACGAUACCUCUCAAUCGCAUAGAGUUUUCGGACCGCCAAAACCGCCACGGUUAGAAAAAAACGGCAUGGAAAGGAAAGAAAAUUCUAGAAAAUUCCAAUCUGAGGACACAUUAGGGAAUGAUGAUUUAGGUGACAAUAAGUUAGAUUUUGAAGAAAUAACGCGCUCUAUAGAAGGACAAGACCGUGGUCUUGGCGAUGGUAGAUCAGCAAAUGGGACACAACCGAAUCUUAGAAAAACACCUCGUCGAAGAGAACCCCGACGGCAUACACUGCAUAAUGGUGUUGAUUAUAAUCUGCUAAAAAAAAUGAAACAGAUCGAGCAGGAAAAAGACGUACUGUUGCAAGGGUUAACAGCUGUAGAGGAGGCUCGAGAGUGGUAUUUAAAGCAGUUAACUGAAGUUCAAGAUAAGAUGCGCUAUGCAGGAAGGAUGGGUGCUUAUGUGGAACCUUGGAAUGAAGCACAUCAAGAACGCUUGGAGCUGCUACGGGCGCGUGUUUUGGAAUUGAAUCGACAGCUUGGAGCCCUGGCCGCUGGGUGGCGUCAUGGGCAACUCUCCCUGCACAUGAACCUUGCUUUACCGGCGACUACGCCAACCACGCCUAACAAUGCUACUGUGCUGAGGUCACAGAACCGAAUGCUUGCUGAGGAAGUUAACCGCAAGAAUGAACGGAUAUCAAUCCUAGAGAGAGAAAAGUCAGCUCUUAUAAGAGAAUUACUCUUACAAAGAAAUAGAACAAAAAUGAUAGAUAACUUUACAUGAAUGUAAUGUGAGAGCAUUUUCACUAUAAGCAUCACUUGUCAGCAUUUUUAACAUGGAUUAACUACCAUUAAAUAUUAUGCAACACAGCAGCAAAUUUAACAAGCAACAAGUUCUGUCAUAGUAUUUACACUCUUUUGUAAUUAGAAUAAGGACAGAAAAAAUCUCAAGCCUGCUCUUGCUGUCAUUGCUGUCCUAAGCUUUAAUGAAGUGUAUUCACAUUAAUAAUGGAGCUGUGAUAGACUAGCCACCUAGGGGUGAGGACUUUCAGGGGGCCGAGUUCUAACUUCAAUAAACACCUCUAACUUGUCUACGUUAUGUGCAUUUUAAGCAAUUAAAAUAUCACUUUUUUCAAUUUCAAGGAAAACUUGCAUGUCUCAGAGUUCUCCGUAAUGUGGUGGACUAAAGCCCCAAACCCUUCUCAUUGUGGAUCAGAUAAUAGGCCAGUAAUGGGUUUUUUUCAUUUAGUUAUUUUUUUAAAUUGUCUGUAUAUCAAUUAAAUGCAUUUUAGUAAUUGCCAAUGCAUUUAUUGGGUUUAAAGUCAUUGCUUCCAACUAAUUUCACUCAUUUAAAGGUAAGCAUUUCUUAUAAUCCUGAUAUUUUAUUUACUUAAGUUUCAAGCAUUACCCAAACAGAAAUGGUUUGGAGUUACACUCAGCAUCUGGUUGCCAAUAUUAAAUAAGCAGAGAAUGUCAAACAUUUAGGCAGAGUAUAAUCUAUCUAAACCUAUUUUCAUAGUGACACAAAGUUAUCUGAAUCAAUGCUUCAAUAUCAUCCAAGAAUCCCUGAUCAUGAUGAUACCACAAUCACACUAAUGUGUACCAAGAAUUCUGUGAGGAGCAGACUGCCACACCUAUCUCUAUUUUUGAAAUGCUUAAAACCUAAUUAAUACCAAUGCCACAUAGUUUAAUAUUUAAAAUUUAA
Pararge aegeria (speckled wood butterfly) is the source of this 2460-nucleotide messenger RNA. RefSeq names its product suppressor APC domain-containing protein 2. The transcript is spliced from 3 exons. Bases 247 to 1539 code for a protein of 430 amino acids. NCBI's taxonomy places the organism in Eukaryota, Metazoa, Arthropoda, Insecta, Lepidoptera, Nymphalidae. The record is from RefSeq and is a predicted model, not a curated record.